AUGAAUGUACCAUGGAUUAUUAUACUAAGGGUCGUGGACAAGUUGGUAGAGUUUGACGAAGUCCGUCAGAAAUUAGAAAUGCAGAUUCAAAGUAAGGAAAGCACCUUCCGCCGUUACCACCGUGUCUCGAGUGCGUCGGAAAUUGAACACAUGCCACCGAUUACACGGCAUACUGAAGAUAGUGAUUGUAUAGCACCUGACCAUUUGGCCAAUAACAUGCAACUUUUAACAACAAUGGACAACCAGCAACCAUUAGGCUUUGAUUGUGAGCCGGACGUCCAGAUCAAGAUACCAAUACUGUCAAAAAAAUUCAAAAGAUGUGAAAAACUAUACUCGAACAUAACUGCAGAGGAUUCUAAAUAUUUUCUGGAACACCUCUCGCCGGUUAGUACGGUGACUGAACAGCUUAAUGCUCACGUGACAUAG
Molecule: messenger RNA, 426 nt
Organism: Macrosiphum euphorbiae (potato aphid)
Lineage: Eukaryota; Metazoa; Arthropoda; Insecta; Hemiptera; Aphididae
Source: the annotation of a GenBank genome assembly